This is a messenger RNA of Drosophila kikkawai, 589 nucleotides long. RefSeq names its product protein let-653-like. NCBI's taxonomy places the organism in Eukaryota, Metazoa, Arthropoda, Insecta, Diptera, Drosophilidae. The record is from RefSeq and is a predicted model, not a curated record.
GCCAAAAAGUAUGUUACCUGAUUUCUGAACAAACCUUAUUUAUGCGAAGUUUGGUUGGCACAGCAAUAGAAAUUCCAUUUACGUCGAAAAGCAGGUGCAAACAGAUUAACAAAACAUCGUAAAUAGGCUGAGCCACUAAUGGAGUGUAAGUGAAACAAAGGCGACAAAGAAAAGACACUAUAAAUAUCCAUCCGUUUGGGGGUACUGACAUCAGUUCCUACUUCACCCAAGGAAAACCUUUACAAUGCGCUCCCUAUUGGCUCUAUCGCUUCUCAUCCUGACCACUGUGGUCCUCCUGAGCGGCCCAACUUCCGCCCAAGGUACCACCACUACGACGACCACUGCCUCGGCGACAACGACCACGGAUGCUUCGGCCACUACGACUACGGAUGCUUCAGCCACCACCACCACAGGCUCUGAUACAACGACGUCUACCGAAUCUACCACGAAGAAGCACCGCCGCCGCCGCCGGCGUGUCAUCAUCAGGCGCGUGGUCAUCCGCCGGGGUGGACGCCGCCGUGCUGUCGCAGGAGAGACCGGCACUGGCCGCAGGCGAGUGGUGGUCCGAGUGCGAAGGACCGUGAACUAA